This is a messenger RNA of Verticillium dahliae VdLs.17, 2460 nucleotides long. RefSeq lists its product as uncharacterized. NCBI's taxonomy places the organism in Eukaryota, Fungi, Ascomycota, Sordariomycetes, Glomerellales, Plectosphaerellaceae. Gene Ontology annotation, cellular component: extrinsic component of intraperoxisomal membrane. The transcript is spliced from 3 exons. Gene Ontology annotation, biological process: peroxisome inheritance. The record is from RefSeq and is a predicted model, not a curated record. Bases 1 to 2460 code for a protein of 819 amino acids.
AUGGAUCCCUCGCGAUCAACCUUUCCAGCGCCCCGGCGGGUUAUGACAGCACCCCAGGGUUCUGUCUGCAGCCCUUCUUCAUCGUCUCAAUCGGCCCCGGGUCUUGUCGAAACCCUCUACAACCAUCCCAAUGUCAAGAUCAUCGCCUUUACAGCCUCGGGGCGAAACAGGGCGAGGAGUCCUGGCCGUGCGCCACCCGACGAGGAGCCCGGCUCGUUGGCAUCAUCAUCGCAGCUUGAGCGUACCAUUGCAGUCGCGCUGCAACCGAUUCUACCGAAGAGCCAAUGUUGGUGCAUCGACGAAGUGUCCAACAAGUUCGUUCUUCAAAUCCGUCGACCGCAAUACUGGAGGAUAGAGGUUCCGGUGUCGGAUCCUGAAGAGAAGGAGUUGGCCCACGCGUUACGAGGCGUUUUCGAUCAGAUCUUACAGUUCGAAAAGACAGCGUGCCCGUUCAAGCGAUCGUUCACCAUAGCGCUCCCUGAGAAGCCGAAAACGCCCAUCAAGAAGCGGCCCUGGACUCCGGUCCGCAGAUCCAUCACACCCACCGCCAUGACCAUCGUCGAGGCGACGACAACGCCCCCAGCUAGGACUACGAGGCGCAAGAGCGAGUCGCCUGCCGCACGGCAACUGAAAGCCAGCAUGAAAGCCGCUUUCACAGCGGACGAAGAUUCCACAUCUCGAAGCGAAGUUGUCUCAGACACUGUUGUGCAGCGCACGAAUGUUCAAGCACCGGAGACCCAAGCACCAGAGACCCAAACGCCAGAGACCCAAGCACCAGAGACCCAAGCACCAGAGACCCAAGCACCAGAGACCCAAACACCAGAAGUCCAAGUGCCAGAUGCCCGAGGAGUACCCCCUGUCAGCUCUGUCCCCGAAGAUGGCAUGUCUACGCAGACAGAGGAUAUCACCCAGGAUGCGAAGCAACCAAACGACGCAAGCGGCCGAAACACCGCGGAUGAGACGGAGAAUAGAGAAAAAGACGUGAUACCCGUCACAGAUGAAAUAUCUGUUGUUGAACAACCUGAAUCGGACCACAACACUCUCGAGAUCCUACCUGGAACGCCUGCAUGCGAGCCGGACGUAGUCAUUUUAGCAACAACAAACGACGUGAACGAUGGUGCCCGAGUCAGGACAGAAGCAACGGAGGCCGAGCUGAACCAGGAGAUUCCGCCGGAAACAGGCGUUCCCCCCGCACCAAUGCAGGCUCAACCCUUGAGCGAGGUUCGCGACAUCUCUACACCACAGAGCAAUAACCCACCGACUCUAUUGCCUGUGCAAGGAGCGGAGGAAACAAAUACAACCGCUCGACCUGACAUUCACGACUUCCUUCGUGCAUACGAGCAGAAGGCGGCGGCAGAAGCCCCAAAAAACGCAGACGUCGAGCCCAGCGUUGUCGAGGAAGAUGUUCAACUCCCAACAGCCGCUGAUGACGACAUUAAAUCUACGGCCAGUGGAGAAAGCGGAACAGAGACAGUCGGGACGGAGCCAACUAGUGCAGAGGUGCUGGAGGGGAGUGGUGUCGUAGGUGCUCGGCGGAAGAAGUUGCGCGGGUUCCGCGCAGGUCGCUCUCUUGCCGUUCCACCACAACUCACGCUCAUCACAUCGCCCCCUUCCAAGUCUGCCGCUUCGAAGCAAUCUCCUACUCGGCUGCCCGAGGACGCAAAGGGUCAGAUCUCACCAGCUGGGUCGUCUGACUCUUUCCAUAGCGUACAAUCAUGGCAAUCUCCCCUCUCCUCUCCCGGAUCGCAGCCGAAGACACCCUCAACGUUUCCGUACCCGCACGACAACAUCUUAAUGCCCAUGAGGAUGUCUCAGUAUCGCGAUAUCUCGGACUUGACUGUGACGCCAGACACCAAGAGAACAUGGGAUGCAGCGUCUUUUGGGACCAACGAGAGCUCUCAAGAGAGCGCAGCGACUGCCCCAGACAUGACAUCCGAGAUGGCUGAGCAGGCUGGCAAGGACUCAUCCGCGGAUAGCGAAGCAAAGUCGACCGCAGUGGCACGCCGUAGACCCAGUAUUCGCCACCGGGCGACGGCAAGCAGCAUUUCGGUCAGCCGAGCGCUCUCACCCCUUCCGCCAGCUGCCAACCUGUUCUCCCCGACGGCAACUUCAAUGAGGCGGCUGCCCACACGCAGCCGGCUCGAUAUCGUUCGACGGGUACCCAUGGCGAUAGUCGCCAAGACAUGUGAGAUCCUGCUGAGCCCGCCUAGCCAUCUUAUGAACCUGAUGCUGCGGGUGGCGGCACGGAUCGCGGCCGGCGAAUGGCGUGGCAUGAUGUUUGGUUAUGGAGAGUCCGGGGAGACGAUCCCCGUGCAGUGGGACUACUCGGACGGCGAACUCAGCGACUGGGGUGACGACGAUGACUUCUACAUGAGCCAGACAGAGGGCUCACGGGCCCCGAGCGUAGCUGACCAGCGGGAAGCUCGAGACCGAACGGCUCGCGGCUGGGAGGUCGACUGA